AUGUAUACCCUAAAACCCGGAGCCACGCCCGACUAUCGGGCCGGCGUCAAAGAGGUGGGCUUGCCCAUUCGUCAGAACCACGACGUUGUCCUGUCAGGCUGGUACUGGAGCGACAUUGGCACUCUGAACCAGGUGGUUCACAUCUGGGGCUACAAGGACCUGGAGCACCUGAACUCGCAGAAAGCCGCGGUGUACGGGGACCCCCGAUUGGGCCGGCAAGUACGUCCCCCGGGCACAGCCGCUGGUCGAGUCGCAGAAGACCUGGCUGAUGAUGUCUCCCGCCUUUGCGCCCACGUAUCCCGUUAG
Molecule: messenger RNA, 306 nt
Organism: Geodia barretti
Lineage: Eukaryota; Metazoa; Porifera; Demospongiae; Tetractinellida; Geodiidae
Source: the annotation of a GenBank genome assembly